GGACCAUAGACGGAAAGGAGACACGAACCAUUGAGGAUCUUUCCAGGCUGACCAAAAUUGAGUAUCUGAGACUGAAAAUCAAGGAUAUCUUCAAUGUAAACCCCCAACAACAACGGUUAUUCUAUCGGGGCAAACAGGGCCCUGUUUCCAGUCUAGUAGUAAGGACUGGCGACCAGAGGACUGGCGACCAGAGUGUUAUCUAAUAUGCAUACACCCACCUUGUAUCCUUUCUAUCCAGUGUUUGAGCCAAGUAUAAUGACUCAAAAUGCCAUCCGUUAAGAAAGACAAUGGUGAUUGGGUUGGAGAUGGAAAUGCUGCCGUGCCCCUGUGACGGUCAUUCAAUCCUUUGUGGGUGUGUGUGGGGGUUAAUUGUCUGACCACUGUGCCUCUGUGUAUGUCCCAAAUAGCAACCUUUUCCAAAAAGCACUACUUUUGACCAGGGCCCAUAGGCAAUAUGUAGGGAAUAUGGUGCCAUUUGGGACAGACAGUGUGUGGGGAAUAUUACAUCUGGAAUAAUGACUCAACAUGCACCUCAUAAAGAAAAUACUGCUUUUUCUAUUAUCAUAAUUUAAUAUGCUUCACACCAUCCUUUUUUUAAUCCAGUUAUUUAACUUACCAUAUAAAUGGAUUCCUCUGAAGGCACUUUAGCCAUUCUUAAAUCCUAGGCCCUGUAAAUAAAAUAAAAAACUAAAGGAGAAUCAUGACUGCUAUUGAAAAUAAAUGGCUUGCUCUUGUUUUGCUGGAUAUCUGACACUACAUUAGGAUUUAAGUGGUUUUGUGUUUACACAUCCAUGCUUUGGGAGGGAUUCCAAUUUCGGGGAUGUUGUUCAUUGCUGUAUAAUGUGCAGUACAGCAUGAUGUGUCAGCCAUUUUGAAUUUUUGAAUGAGGAAUUCCCAUGUGCUCUCUUUUGAGAGGAAACAUGGGACGGAGCCACGGCAAGCUUUUUUUCAUUUUUUAUUUUUUUUGUGGGGAUCAAGCAACUAAGCGUAUUCCAUUUUAAUGUGAAUUUAAACAAAAGACCUGCGUUCGAUUUGCUUCAGUUGGCAGCCUACCUACGUUUUCAUCACCUUGUGAUGUAUGGUAUGCAUGGCUGGCUGUUUCUAAGGAAACAAUAUGCUUUUCUCUUCUCUCUUUUCCAUACUGAGUGUUGUUUUCCGACUAUCAUUUGAUUUUAGGCCUCGUUUAUGAGAUACACACUGGAUUCUGUUUUUAAGAUGGAAGAUGGCCACACGCUGUAUGACUACAACGUGGGACUGAACGACAUCGUCCAGCUGCUAAUCCGUUCUCAGGCAGGGGACGCUCCCGACAGCCCCCUCGUCCCGCCCAUUGCACCCCCUGUCACCCCGAAGGACUGUGACACCAUGCCCAUGUCCAGUAGUACAGCUCUGCCUCCCACCUCCCCCAACACCACGGCUGGUGCAGCUACCACACUCUCCCCAUCCAAGCCUACCAUAGUGGCCCCCAAACCCAUCCCUACCCUCACCACAGUCAACAACAACACAACCACCAGUAACAGCAGUACCACCAGUACCAGUAACACCAGUGAUCCCAAUAACAACAGGGCCAAGUCUUCUACUCCACCAGCACUGCUGGAGAAGCUCGACAACCAGCCAUCAACCUCUACACGUCCCUUCCUCAUAGACGCCGGCAUUGGGGUGUUCAAGAUAAAUGAGUUGGUGGACUGCAGAGACAUAAGCAUCGGUGCCUGGUUUGAAGCCUGCAUUGACAAGGUGGCACGAACCCCAAAGGGUCAGAACAGCAAAGCUCCUACAGCGGGGAAGGUUGGCAGGCCUAGCAAAAGGACUAAUGGCAAGCUGGAGGCCGAGCCGGGCCAAGGCCAAAGCCACCCCUCCUCCUCCACGGACAAUAGUAAUGGAAAUAAUUAUUCAAUGUUAAACUCGGACAGUGGGCCAGGGACUGCGUCCUCCACCUCUCAAACAGACUCUACUGCCACAGACAAAGAGAAGGAGGAUGUCACGUACCAUAUCAAAUAUGACGAUUACCCUGAGAACGGCGUGGUGGAGAUGUGCGGUGGUAACGUGAGGCCGCGGGCUCGGACUCUGCUCCGGUGGGACCAGCUCAGUGUAGGCCUUGUUGUCAUGGUGAACUACAACAUUGAGAUCCCAGAGGAGAGGGGGUUCUGGUUCGACGCUGAGAUUACUGCGCUCAAUGAGAUCUCCAGAACCAACAAGGAGGUCCGCGUCAAGAUCCUACUGGGAGGGCCAGGGGACGUCAUCCCAGACUGUAAGCUGUUAUUUCUGGAUGAGAUCUAUCAGAUUGAGAAGACUGGAGCACCCUCACUGUCUGCUGCAGAUGGCCAGUUCAAACGGAAGAGCGGGCCCGAGUGUAAGCACUGCAAGGCGGACCCCGACUCUGAGUGCAGGUUCUGCUCGUGCUGUGUGUGCGGAGGGAAGCAGGACGCCCACAUGCAGCUGCUGUGUGACGAAUGUAACAUGGCCUUCCACAUCUACUGCCUCAACCCACCGCUCUCCACUAUACCAGACGAUGAGGACUGGUACUGUCCCACCUGUAAGAAUGACACUAGCGAGGUUGUGAAGGCUGGUGAGAAGCUGAAGGCCAGUAAGAAGAAAGCAAAGAUGCCAUCAGCCCAUACAGAGAGUCAGAGGGACUGGGGCAAGGGUAUGGCCUGUGUGGGGCGCACUAAGGAAUGUACCAUCGUCCCCUCCAAUCACUACGGGCCCGUACCUGGUGUUCCCGUGGGAACAACAUGGAAGUUCCGUGUUCAGGUGAGUGAAGCUGGAGUGCAUAGGCCCCACGUGGGAGGUAUCCACGGCCGCAGUAACGAUGGCUCCUAUUCGCUGGUGCUGGCCGGAGGCUUCGAGGACGAAGUGGACAGGGGAGAUGAGUUCACCUAUACGGGCAGCGGGGGUCGCGACCUUUCAGGGAACAAACGCAUCGGGGAGCAUUCCUUUGACCAGACCCUAACCCACUAUAACAGGGCCCUGGCGCUGAACUGUGACGCCCCCAUCAACGACAAGGACGGGGCGGAGUCCAGGAACUGGCGUGCGGGGAAGCCAGUGCGGGUGGUGCGGAGCUCCAAGGGACGACGCAUCAGCAAGUAUGCCCCGGAGGAGGGCAACCGCUACGAUGGCAUCUACAAGGUGGUGAAGUACUGGCCAGAGAUAGGGAAGUGUGGUUUCCUGGUGUGGCGGUACCUGUUGCGGAGGGAUGACCUGGAGCCUGCUCCCUGGACACCUGAGGGCCUAGAGCGCAUCCAGAAACUGGGCCUAGCUGUGCAGUAUCCUCCAGGCUACGUGGAGGCCAUGGCCAACAAGACCAAGAAGGAGGCUAACGCUCGACCAGGGUGCACUAGGAGCAAGAAGCAACCUGGACGGGGACGGCCACGGCUACACCCCCUGGAGAAGAAGGUGAAGGAGGAUGAGAAGAAGCCCAUGGAGGGUACAGAACAGCCACAGAGCAAUGGCAGUCAGAAGACACCCAAGGACAAGGAGACAGAGGUGUGUAAGGAGUCGGCGGAGCCCCGAGCCAAGCGUCUGAAGAUGGAGGAGGCGUUCCAGCUGACAGAGCAGCAGCAGAGCCUCAUCAAGGAAGACCAACCCAACAAGAAGAACUGGGACGAGGCCAUGGGACACCUCAAGGAGGGGCCGAACUUCCUGAGGAAGGUGGAACAGACCUUCAUGUGUGUCUGCUGCCAAGAGCUGGCCUACCAACCGGUCACCACUGUCUGCGCUCACAACGUCUGCAAGACCUGUUUGUUGCGGUCUUUCCGAGCGGAAGUGUACACCUGCCCUGCAUGUCGCCACGACCUGGGGAAAGAUUACAUCAUGGUCCUCAACAAGACUCUACAGCUGCUGUUGGACCAGUUCUUUCCUGGCUACAGCAAGGGCCGAUGAGGCCACACACACUACAUGUACAUGGCGACACACACAUAUACACACACACACACACACACACACACACAGACACAUAGAUACACACAUUUGCACUUACACAAGUAGUUACGCAAAUAACAUACCGAUGAUGCACACAUACAAAACCUACGUAAGACAUACAUUGGUACACACAUACAUGCCACCUGUUGAACUUGGACUGUCCCCAUUUAACUUCACCAGCCUGAAAUCAUCCAUGCCUCAGAAGACCUCUCCUGAGCACCACCUAACCCUGCCAUGGAUUCCCUUCCUGGGUACCACCACUCCUUAACCCCCCAAAGGGUUCCCUUCUUCCCAAGCCUUCCACGUCCCCAGUCCGCAAAUACUUAGGAGUUCAUCACCUGUCCAUGUGAGGAACAGCCAGCGAGGAUGCUAAUGCUAACCAUAGCCAUGUAGAGAAUAUAUGGCUGUAACGCUACGUAGCCUCCAGGGGGAAGGUGCCUGAAGUCAGCACCUAUAGGGGUCAGGGGUUUGGGGUCACAACCUAGGGAAGCGGGAUGAUGGGAAAUGUAGUGUACAAUGUUAGUUUUUUUUUGUGUUACUGGUCAAUUUGAAUUUCAGCCUGUUCCUCCCUUUCUUCUUCUCUCUGAUCUCUGUUCCUUUUUUGUUUGUUCUCGUGGUGAUGUCCUUUUCGUUCAAAGAAUUCAGGAUUUUUUAAAGACAUGCAAAUGCAAAAUGUUUUAAAUUAGGCUAUGGUCUCUAAAGCAGCAAACUGUGAUGUGCAUUCCUUCCUACUGCUCAAGGCGCAAAUAUACAGAACAGAAAAAUAAUUUUUCUCUCUUCUGUAUCGACUCGCAAGCUAAUAGUUUCCUUCUCCUCAGUGGGCUUUGCUUCGUCCCCACCGUCCCUAGGGUUGCAAGAUUCCGGUAACUGCCCAACAUUCCAGGUUUUCCAGAAAUCCCAGUUGAAAGAUUUGUGGAAUCAGGAGGGAGAAAGCAGGAAAUCCAGGAAUCCUUCAACUGGGAUUUUUGGAAAAGUUGUAAGAAUUUUGGGAACAUUUGCAAUCUUACCUGCCCCCAGUCGUGUACUCUACCUACCACUGCCGUGGACUACAGUAACUGUCUAGUAGUCAAGUGGACGCUUCGCUUCAGCUUUAGUGUUGUGUUCUGUUUUUUUUUUUGCACUUAUUGAAGAAAAAAAGAUGUUGAAAAUAAAAAAAGUAAUGUUUAUAAUUUCCUAUCAUGCUACUACAACAUAUGGCAUUUUUCUAUCAUUUUAGUUGCCUAUUCUAUUUUAGUCAUUAGUUAUUAUUUUAUGUGGCAACCUUUACCUGCUGCUGUCAGCCUGAUUGAAGAGUUUCAUUGCUUCAUAUUGUGAUCUGAAAUUUUAUACAUGGUAUAAUAAUACUUGAUAUGCACCUAUUAAAUAUUUUGAUU
Oncorhynchus mykiss (rainbow trout) is the source of this 5288-nucleotide messenger RNA. The record is from RefSeq and is a predicted model, not a curated record. Lineage: Eukaryota; Metazoa; Chordata; Actinopteri; Salmoniformes; Salmonidae.